AUGUAUUUGUAUGGGCGUAUAGAGAUCCACACACAGUCUGAGGAUAAACUUGACAAAUACAAUACAAAUGAAGGUACACACAACGAUAUAAAUGACGGUUCACCUGACAAUACAAAUGACGGUACACCCGAAAACACUAAGGGCGAUUCACUCGACGACACAAAUGACGGUUCACCCGACAACACAAAUGACGGUUCACCCGACAACACAAAUGACGCUUCACCCGACAACACAAAUGACGGUUCACCCGACAACACAAAUGACGGUUCACCUGACGAUACAAAUGACGGCUCGCCUGACAACACAAAUGACGGUGCACUCGACAACACAAAUGACGGUUCACCCGACAACACAAAUGACGGUUCACCCGACAACACAAAUGACGGUGCACUCGACAACACAAAUGACGGUUCACCCGACAACACAAAUGACGGUUCACCCUACAACACAAAUGAUGGCACACCCCACAAAUCAAAUGACGGUUCACCCGACAAUACAAAUGACGGUGCAUCCAACAAUAAUCAUGAUGGUAAACCCAACAAUGAGCAUGUUGACAUAAAUACUGAGUGGCUGAUUGAUGGUAUUCCAAAUGGUGGGUUUGGACAUCCAAAUGUUGACAGAAUAAUCCCUGAUGAAUACAGUGUCCCUACUAGAGGUUCCUUCCAAAUGCAAGAACCAAAUGGUGUCGGAGAAAUACAUGUACAUGUCACUUCAAGGGGAAUAUACGAACCGCGGCAACCAAUGGUAGAAACACUCUCCGAAGACUUAAGAUUCGAAAUCAUUGACAUGGACGAGCAUAGUUACCCUUUAGCCCAAGGAACAUCCGAUCCAAGGAAGAAGUGUGCACAAACUCAUCAUCGAUGUCAACCACAGAAACAAGGGUGUUACUAUGUUCGGUCCAGUGGAGUAAAGGUCAGGAGCAAACCAUCAUUUUGCCCAGAAGCGUGGACCUGGGGCAAUGGGAACAUUCUGAAACUCUGGAGUUUUGUGAGUCGAUAUUCCAACUCUAUGGCAGAUGAUAAUACUGUGACAGAGGUCAUGCAUCCAAAUAGUGGCGUUCACUUUAUUCGCAUUGACUUUGGCGACGACCUGGAUGAGCAGGAAAGAUGGGUUUCGAGCGGUUGUCUUGAAAAAGUCAGUCAUGAAAGCUGCACUGCCACUGAACGUUGUACUUAUAGUGACGGUAACUUCCAAGAGGGAGCUCAGCGUGGGGUUAUGUAUGGAAAACACUUACUCGACGCAUUGGAGAGUGGGAAAAUCGCAACCAAUGAUGAAACAGGGGACGGUCCAUACCGAUACUGUAUACAGCAAAUCGAUGACAAGGAUUCUAUACCAGUCUUUGAGACCAGGUUUGACGCCGAUGCUUAUAAUCGUCAUGAAUCUUGGCGCACCAUACUUCUAAACGAUUUUGGCGAUUGUGUCCUCAGCGGAGACAUAUCCAGCAUGGAUCCUUCUAGAAUCUACCCAAUCAAGUUUACGAAGGCUCUGUGGUGUGAUCUAUUGAUGCAGUCUGGCAAAACAUCUAAAUUCGUAUUUGAUGACAGUCGCAUGUGUAUCGACGACAUGACGCGCUAUUCCAUUGUGGCAUCAGAUGUAUUGUCUCGAGAGAAAUGUGAGGAGUUCUGUAUCUCAAUGUCAGCUAAGAAGACAAUAUCAAGAGAGAGAUAUGUGGCUUAUGAGUAUACACCCAAAACAGGGGAAUGUGAGAUUUAUCGGAGUUACUUAGUAGACACUGAGAAUACAGUGCAAUGUGGAGAAAGAAGACAUUAUAGACUCGAAUAUGUUUCACCCUAGAUACGGAACGGAAUGUU
Messenger RNA from Owenia fusiformis, 1811 nucleotides. The record is from the annotation of a GenBank genome assembly. NCBI's taxonomy places the organism in Eukaryota, Metazoa, Annelida, Polychaeta, Sabellida, Oweniidae.